This is a messenger RNA of Vigna umbellata (rice bean), 990 nucleotides long. RefSeq lists its product as uncharacterized. Lineage: Eukaryota; Viridiplantae; Streptophyta; Magnoliopsida; Fabales; Fabaceae. The record is from RefSeq and is a predicted model, not a curated record.
UCAUCCUCUUCCACGCCCUAACCGCAAAGCCAAUACCAAAACGCUCCAAUUCCCUCUAGAUCGUUCCCUCGUUGUGAAUGGUAGAAACCUCGUCCUCCUUCGGUUUCAUGCGCUCCCUUUCCCCAUCAAGGGCGAGCGCUCCCUCCCAUUCCUUCCUCUUCGCCUCCUGCAAACAAGGCUGGUACUACCGCUGCCUCGGCGUCGACCCCUAAAUUCCAACACAUCCAAUCGAAUUCCCAAUUUUAACAGAAACACAACCCUCACCAGCUUCCUUUUUCAGAUCUCGAAAUUUCGGAUCCUUCUUUGUCGUCUACUUUCUUUUUUUGUUUGUUUGUUGUGUUUGGGGCACGAUGUUGUUGUCCAAGCAGAAGAAGAACCAGAACCCGAACGUGAGGAGGUUCCUCAUCAGCAUCAACGUGCUGGGGAGUGCAGGGCCCCUUCGCUUCGUCGUCAACGAGGAGGAGCUCGUCGCUGCGGUCAUUGAGACCGCGCUCAAGAGUUACGCCCGGGAGGGGCGCCUUCCUCUGCUUGGGACCGACAACGCUGGAUUCUCUCUCUAUUGCCCUCAUCUUGGGCCUGAUGCUCUGAGUCCGUGGGAUACAAUUGGAUCACAUGGAGCGAGGAAUUUCACGCUUUGCAAGAAGGCGGAGAAUGCGAAGGAGACAGCAGUUGAUGACGGAAGAGGGCCGACUGCCGGACUUCCACGGAGGGGAAGUGGCACCUUGAGGUCUUGGCUCAACAGGUCCCUCAACCUUAAGAUCUAUUCCCAUUAAUUAAUUCAAUCAAAUUCAAGUUCAAGUUGGGGACAAUUUUUGUAAUGUUUUUUUCAUCAUCGUCGUGAUCAUUAUUAUUAUUAUUAUUUUUGUUCUUUUUGUAUUUCGACAUAUGAUAUUAUGUCUCACCUUUGAUAUGUUACUGUCAUUGGUAACCAUAGCCUGAUGCACUUUUAAAACUAUUGCAUCAAUAAAGUUGUUUUUAUUUUUUGGUUGA